UGCUCAGUGUGAUAUGAAGCCCUAUGCAAAUCAAAACACGUGUGAAGCCACGCUGAGGAGAAAUUACGCGCCCGGUGCGCACUAAGCGUCAGUCGGCCCCAAACAGAACAACUUCAAACUUUCAACAGCUUAAUAAAUAUAGUUUUAGCAAUUAAUCAAGAAGCAGAAUAGAGAGAUUGUGGUCACUUAUCACAUGGUCCAAGUACGUAUAGGUUAUAUUGUAGGCUACAGGCUGGACGGAAACGGAUCGGUUUUAGAAAUGGACCCUAAGGUGGAGUGAUAGGAAAAAAACUUUGUGCGCUCUCGUUGAAUUAACAAAUAUAUAGCCUAUGUGUCAUGUCGGAGAUAAAUAAUUCAGCGGAGCUUGACAUUCACCCUGAAACUGAGGAAUGUCCUGCGGAAGAUUCAUUUGGCUUUGGCGAUGAUCUGGAGUUAAAUCAGUUCGAUGGAUUGCCCUUUUCCUCACGUUACUACAAAUUACUAAAAGAGAGGAAGACUCUGCCAGUGUGGAAGGUCAGGUGCGAGUUUGAAGAUGCUCUGGUAAACAACCAACUGGUUAUUGUGUCUGGAACAGCAAAGACUGGGAGGAGUACACAGAUCCCUCAGUGGUGUGCAGAGUUCUGUCUGUCUGCUCAGUACCAGCAUGGCAUGGUUGUGUGCACACAGACCAACAGACAGCAGGCUGUAGAUCUGGCCUUGCGGGUGGCUGAUGAAAUGGACGUCAACAUAGGCCAUGAAGUGGGUUACACCAUCCCUCUGGAGACCUGCUGCUCCUCCGACACUUUUCUGAGGUACUGCACUGACGACAUGCUGCUGAGAGAGAUGAUGUCAGACCCUUUUCUGGAGCACUACGGGGUCGUUAUCAUUGACCAGGCCCACGAGAGGACAUUUAACACAGACGUACUGCUGGGUCUCCUCAAGGACAUCCUGCUGCAGAGGCCUGAGCUCAGAGUGGUGGUCCUCGCCAUCCCACCCAUGACUGACAAGCUGCUGAGCCACUACGGCAGCAUCCCGCUCAUCAGUCUGGAGGCCUCAUCUCCUGCUGAGGUGGUCCACAGCAACAGUGGCAACAAAGACUACUUCUACUCAGCACUGAGACUGGUGCUGGAGAUCCAUCGAACCAAAGAGGACGGAGAUGUUGUUGUGUUUUUUGCCUCAGCUGAGGAGGUUCAUUGUGCCCACAGCAUCCUCCAGAGAGAGGGCAGCAGGUUGGGAGCGGAGCUGGGCCAGAUGGUGUCUGUGGUCCUGUGCCCAGGCAAGGGAGGGCUACUGCCUGUUCUGACUGAGCAACCAGACUCCAAGAGGUCCAGAAGGGUUUUCCUCUCUACCCAACAGGGGGAAGAUAUGUGGUGGCCUACAGAGUCUGUCAACUUUGUCAUUGACACAGGAGUCCAGAAAAAGAUGGUGUACAAUCCAAGAAUAAGAGCUAACUCAGAGGUACUUCAACCCAUCAGUCAAGGUCAGGCAGACUUACGUAAGCAGCUGUCUGGACCAACAGGUAAAUGUUUCUGCCUGUAUCCUGAAGACAGCCAGCUUCCUGCAGAGAAAUCCCCACAGAUCUUGGAGUCCAACAUUACACCAGCAGUCCUUUUCCUAAAAAGGAUGGAGAUAGCCAGCCUUGGACAGUGUGAUUUCAUCGACAGACCAGAUCCCGAGGGACUCAUGCAGGCAUUGGAGGAGCUGGAUUACCUUGCAGCUUUAGAUGAUGAUGGCAACUUGUCUGAGAUUGGUAUCAUAAUGUCUGAGAUGCCUCUGGACCCUCAGAUGGCCAAAGCACUGGUAGCAUCCUGCGAGUUUGACUGUGUGAGUGAGAUGCUGACGAUCGCGGCAAUGCUGUCAGCACCAAGCUGCUUCCAAGAGCCACCUGCUGGCAUGACUCAUGAGGCAGUCCAGUGUCACAGAAAGUUCCAGCACCCUGAAGGCGAUCACUUCACCCUCAUAAACAUCUACAAUGCCUUCAAACAAAGCCAGAGAGAACAAUACUUAAGUGCUGAAAAGUGGUGCCAGGACUAUUUCCUGGAUCAUUCGGCCCUGAAGACAGCUGAAGCCAUUAGAUCAGAGUUGACUGACACUCUGAACAGGAUCGAACUUCCCAUCUCUGAGCCCUCCUUUGGAACCAGGAACAACACCCACAACACGAAAAGAGCUCUGCUUGCUGGGUUCUUCAUGCAGAUUGCUCGCGAUGUGGACGGAUCAGGGAACUACUUCAUUCUGACCCACAAGCACAUGGCCCAGGUGCACCCGCUCUCCAGCUACGGGGCUCAGUCACAUAAGCUGGGGCUGCCAGAGUGGGUUGUUUUCCACGAGUACACCCUGUCCGAGAACAACUGCAUGAGAACAGUCUCUGAAAUUUCACCUCAAGUGUACAUUCAAAUGGCACCACUGUACUUCUUCUACAAUCUGCCCCCUAGUGAAAGCAAAGACAUACUGCAAGACAUGUUAGACCCAGAUGGAUCCAGAAAAUGUAAAGACGAGAAACAAAAAGCCACCGCAAUCAGCAGCGAUGCCAACAGCGGCUGUGCAGUGGUGCCGCAGACUUACGACAGAUGUGUGAUUCAAUGAUGUGAUAUCAUAAAUGUGAAAAUCUGGGCUGUAAUGUUAUCACCAAAUGCAUUUAUGCUUGUAAAAUGUUUAUAGUCAAUGCAAAUCAGGGACUGUAAUAUUAAGUUAUUACAUUGCUUAAAAGUUGUUCUGAUGGUUGAAGGUUGAUUCCAUCACAGUGACCUUUUCAGAAGGUGAAGGUGCUGUCUAGUGAGUUGAACACCUUGUAUUAGUUGUGGUCCAAUACAACAUUGCCAGUACAUUUUUUUUCCUGAGUGCUAGCAUCUGAAGAAGUUUGCUUGUUUCUCACCUUUUUCCCCUGCUCUGCUCUCCCCUUCAACACUGUCUGUCUGGAAAUGCGAGGAUCCUGACGGCUGUUUAGAUUUUUAGACUUUGAGCAGCAGAGUGGCUGCAGAUGGAUUUUGUCUGUUGCUGUACUUUAAAGCAAGAAAACAAACAUCCCAUCACGCCUGCUGUGUACAUAACCAGGAAGAUGCUGAUUCAGAGAUAGUCUAACACUGUGAUGCAUGUACAAGCUGCAUGAGAAGUCAGUUGUCACCUACUUCCUUUCCCAUGUUUCUUAUGCAAAUCUGUCCUUUUCAGAGGUGUUGGUAUACCUUCCUCUUCAGGUUUUGAGACUGAAACAUUAUGAGUUGACAUGCUGCCAGAUUAAGAAAGCAAACGAUUGUCAAGGCAUGCAGCUAUAUAAUGCAUUUAUUGACAAUCAGUGGCAGGACAUCUACAGAAAUGCUUGAUUAGAAAACCCUCGGUAGAAUGGUGCUUCGGCACAAAUAAAUUCCAUUCAACAUUCUGCUCAUGUUUACACAAAUGACUACUGUAUGUUCGAUUUCAUGGCAACAAUCCAAAUUUGUGAGAAUCAGCUUUCUACCAAGACACGUCAUCAAGGAAAAUCUGGAUCUGCUAUAAAAAUGUAAAAAUUCAGUAUUUUGACUUGAUGGCAAAUGACACAUCCCUUCCUCCUUCCGAGACUGGACUAGCUUACAUAUCAGCUGUUGUCAUUAACACAAAAGAUUUUGCAUAUUCAAUUGUCUUGGUUCAUAAUCUUGUUAUAAACAAGUCUUUUACAAAAACAUGA
Siniperca chuatsi (mandarin fish) is the source of this 3637-nucleotide messenger RNA. It is a transcript of the gene dhx32a, whose product is annotated as DEAH (Asp-Glu-Ala-His) box polypeptide 32a. The coding region runs from base 337 to 2562 and encodes 741 amino acids. Gene Ontology annotation, molecular function: RNA binding. Gene Ontology annotation, cellular component: spliceosomal complex; intracellular anatomical structure. The transcript is spliced from 11 exons. Lineage: Eukaryota; Metazoa; Chordata; Actinopteri; Centrarchiformes; Sinipercidae. The record is from RefSeq and is a predicted model, not a curated record.